This is a messenger RNA of Chilo suppressalis (striped riceborer), 2092 nucleotides long. NCBI's taxonomy places the organism in Eukaryota, Metazoa, Arthropoda, Insecta, Lepidoptera, Crambidae. The record is from the annotation of a GenBank genome assembly.
CGGAAUAUGGCGGUGCUAAGCAGGAUGUGCAUAAGUUUUUGAUUUUGCAUAAAACAACGAGUUGCAAAUUGCACAUUGAUUUUACAUUCAUUUUUGUUUGAUAACGUGCUUAGUUUAAGAUUUUGUGAACGUUUUAUCCCUCCUCAGGGGAUCGUUAUUUGGACUCUAAAUUUGCGAUGAAAAUUAUUACUUCAUUGGUGGUGUAAAAAUAAUUGUGACAAAUAUAACUUAUAACCCAGCACGGCGUGGCGGCCAUGGCUACGCUCAUCCAAGAGAACGGCAUCAAGGAGUUGAGCAAUGGCAUAUCCACGCACAGCGUCGCCAGUCAUAUGGUGCCGGACCACGAGUACUGCGAGGCGGGCGCGGGCGGCGUGCCGCAGGCCUGCGCUGUCGCCGCGCCUGCCGCCCUAGCCCCGCCCGCGACUUCGCCCUCGCCCGCCGACGAGGAGGACACGCCCGAAAUAGACAUCAUGAUAAACAAUGUUGUGUGCAGUUUUAGUGUUAAGUGCCACCUGAACUUGAGACAGAUCGCUUUGAACGGUGUUAACGUGGAGUUCCGUCGCGAGAACGGCAUGGUGACUAUGAAGUUGCGGCGGCCUUACACCACCGCGUCGAUAUGGUCAUCGGGGCGCGUGACGUGCACGGGCGCCACCAGCGAGGAUCAGGCGAAGGUGGCGGCGCGCCGGUACGCGCGCGCGCUACAGAAGCUCGGCUUCCAGGUCCGCUUCCAGAACUUCCGAGUAGUCAACGUAUUAGGAACCUGCCGCAUGCCGUUCGGCAUUCGAAUUAUAGCCUUCUCCAAUAAAUAUAAAGAAGCAGAUUAUGAACCAGAACUGCAUCCAGGUGUUACUUAUAAACUAUAUAAUCCUAAAGCUACUCUGAAAAUAUUCUCCACCGGUGGCGUAACUAUUACAGCCCGGAGCGUGAACGACGUGCAAUCGGCGGUGGAGCGCAUCUUCCCGCUGGUGUAUGAGUUCCGCAAGCCGCGCACCGCCGCCGACGAGGAGCUGCUGCGGCAGAAGCGGGCCGCGCGCGCCGGACACGGCCCCACCCACGGGCCCGCGCACCCGUACCCGCACCCCGCCCCCGCGCCCGCGCCGCACCCGCACCCGGCCGCGCCCGCGCCCGACCCCCUGCACCUCGUCACGCUCUCCGACGACGACGCCGACCACGACGCCGACGCCUGGGAGUGACCCGAGCGCGGCCCGACUACCGCCGCCAUCGCAUACGACCGCAUCUAAACCGACCACCGAGCGCCGCGCCGGUCAGCGUCGCGAACGCCCGUUGGACAACGAAUUACGACCGACUUGAAACACCGGGACGGACUCCGCCUCCGGCACGUUCACAGACGAAGACCCUCGAGCGCGUCUCGCCGCGAUAUCCUCCCGCGAAUGAAGAAGUAAACGCUCGCGCCCGUCGCGGAUAUAUCACGCCCCAGCUUACACUUUCAUUCUUCGCGGUCCACGAAGAUCGUCCGAAUAUAUAAACCUAAGAAAGGACGACAUCGUUCCACCGGAUGCGAACGUUCGAACGAAAAUCGAAAGAAGCGUGGAGUUAACGCCGCGGUUGCGUUGGCGGUUUUCACGGACGAUUACGAGCGAAUCUAAUAACCGCGAAGAGCGGCUUUUACGUUGUGCCGGUAGCGGCGAACGUUUGGUCGGGAGAAAGUAUUAGGCGACGCGGCAGUGCUGUGCUGGUGGCUUACACGGACAAUUUGCGCGUCAUCCGGCGCCGUGCUAAUCUACAUCUCUGCGGUUUUGUGUCGGAGCAGUUCUCGUUGACCCGUGCGGUUUUGUAGUGCGACCGCGUGUGACUGUCGGCGGCCCGUUCGGUUCAUGCCAAAGAUAUUUAUUAGGCAGACCCUUGUCUGCGAACUACCGUUCUUGCGCGCCCUGUGACCUCUGUAUUCGUAGGUCUCCGGUUUGCGCUUAACCAAAUUUGUCAUGAAUUAAUAACUAUGUUCAGAGAAUUAAUCUCGAUGACGAUACUCAGUCUCGUUUUUUUUUCAUUUGCUGUUAUGAUCGAAGAAGUUGUAGUGAUAAUAGUGUUCAAUAAGUUUGUUCUAAGGAAGAUGACUGAAUGAUUAGUUAGA